UCGUCAUUUCGCGACUCUCCAGUUCCAUCAUCAAUCGACAGCUCGCGCGUGCUACCGGCAUUGCGUAACGUGUAGUCAAGAUGGUGCGCGAGGAUAUCAUACAGUCUGCUGUAUCCUUCCUCCAAGACCCGUCGGUUGCCAGCGCGCCCCUUGAGAAGCGCAUCGCUUUCCUCCAGUCCAAGAACCUCACGCAAGAAGAAGUCGAUGUCUCGCUCGCGCGUGCAGCCGAAGACCCCAGCCUACCUUCAUCACCUCCACCCCAGACAUCCGCAGUAGCCAGCAAUGCGUACAGACCACCACCUGCAGCCCCGUAUGCGAGCUAUCCUCCCCAAGGGUACUGGCAACCGCCGCCUCCUCCACCAGAACCCCCGAAACGCGACUGGCGAGACUACUUCAUCAUGGCGACGGUAAUGGGCGGUGUAGGGUACGGUCUAUACUUCACAGCGAAACGAUACGUCCUACCCCUCAUACAACCACCUACGCAACCACAACUGGAGCAAGACAAGGCUUCUGUCGACGAACAGUUCAAGCGCGCAUUCGAUCUCCUCGAGCAACUCAACACCGACACAUCCGCUCUCAAGGCUUCGGAAGAGGCACGGACACACAGACUCGACGACGCGCUGGGCGAGGUGGAGAGCGUUCUGUCGAGUCUAAAGGAGUCAUCGAGAAGACAGGGCGACGACAACAGACGCAUUGAGGACGACGUCCGAGGCCUGAGGGACUUGAUCCCGAAGGCGCUUGACUCCCAGAAGGAGGCGACCGACAACAGGUUGAAGGAGCUGUCCACUGAGCUCAAGAGCCUGAAGACAUUGAUCGGAAACAGGAUGGGAUCCGGCGCACCACCGCCACGCCCACAGAGCACCUCAAGCUACUACGGCACCAGCACACCUGCUGCCUCGGCAUCAACUCCCCAGCCAUCGUCUACCCCUGCGCCCAGCGAGCAGACCAACGGCACGAGCUCGACCGAGAACCAGACCAAUGGUGCUACAACAACCGCGCCUAGCUCCAUUCCCACUCCUAGCACAGAGAAGCCGCUCCCUGCUUACGGUAGGCCGUCUCCGGGACGCGCCGCUAUCCCAGCAUGGCAGAUGGCCGCCGCGAAGAAGACUGAGGAGGCGAAGAAGGAUACCAGCGAGAGCGGGACUGUGGCGGAGGCCGGUGCCAGUGCGUAGAAUGGUCACGGCUGUGUUAUCUGAUAGUCUUUCUGCAUCUUUGGCGUG
This is a messenger RNA of Alternaria alternata, 1220 nucleotides long. RefSeq lists its product as hypothetical. The coding region runs from base 81 to 1172 and encodes 363 amino acids. Gene Ontology annotation, biological process: protein import into peroxisome matrix, docking. Gene Ontology annotation, molecular function: signaling receptor binding. The transcript is spliced from 3 exons. The record is from RefSeq and is a predicted model, not a curated record. NCBI's taxonomy places the organism in Eukaryota, Fungi, Ascomycota, Dothideomycetes, Pleosporales, Pleosporaceae. Gene Ontology annotation, cellular component: peroxisomal membrane; peroxisomal importomer complex.